Messenger RNA from Camellia sinensis, 1860 nucleotides. RefSeq lists its product as uncharacterized. Lineage: Eukaryota; Viridiplantae; Streptophyta; Magnoliopsida; Ericales; Theaceae. Gene Ontology annotation, molecular function: DNA binding; DNA-binding transcription factor activity. The record is from RefSeq and is a predicted model, not a curated record.
AAGAAAAAGAAAAACACAGAGAGAUAAACUCAUGAAAGUCUUUGGAAUAUCUGAAACUGUGAUGACUAAUGGCAUGAGACUUUAAUUCCACAGUUGAAUGAAACAAGAACCUCCAAACGCUCAGAGAAAACAACACCAGCUUGCAUACUCUCUCUCUCUCUCUCCAUCUGAUCAUAUGCUCAUGGAUAGACUAAUCCCUUUAUUUUAGAGUUCUUACUUUUUUAUGUGUACCCGGGGAUCGAUCAUCAUGGCGAUACGUUUGAAUCUGAAGCACGCAGUCAGUAGAUGAAAAUCUUGGAAAAGAGAAGAUUGAAGCACUUAUUCCAUCAAUGAAGUGCAACUUCAAAAUAAACUUGAGGAUGUGAAUUGACAUAGCUAGAAGAACAAUUUUAGCCAUGAGUGAAGGAAUGGAGAUUCAAGACGAUAAAAUGAGUGACAUAAUUGAGGAACAAGUUAAAAAUACAUCAUCAUCAUCAGUGUCUUUGCAAAAGUUUUCAUCCUUUGAUUUGAAUGAAGAAGCCAAUAGCGAAGAGGAAGAUUGUGCCGAUGAGAUGGAUGACUUGAUUAAUCUUGAGGAUGACAAAAAAGGGAAUUCAACCAAUGAUAGCACCUCAGGAGGAGAAGGAAGUGAAAGGAAGAAUACAGUUCGGCAAUAUGUACGAUCAAAGAUGCCUAGGCUCCGAUGGACUCCUGAUCUCCAUCUCUCUUUUGUGCACGCUGUUGAAAGGCUUGGUGGACAAGAGAAAGCGACUCCCAAAUUAGUUCUUCAGUUGAUGAAUGUGAGGGGACUAACCAUUUCCCAUGUAAAAAGUCACUUGCAGAUGUAUCGAAGCAAGAAGCUUGAUGAUUCUGGACAAGUGUUAAGUCAAAAUAAAUCAAUACAAGGACGAGAUCACAUUAAUAGAUUUUUCUACCAAAGAACUAGUCCUCUUCAACAUUUCAAAAUGGAAAAUGGUGCAAUUGUACUAGGGCGGAAUCCCCCUGAAGGUAAUGGUGUUCAAAGUCUUCUGCAGCAUCCCCUUCACCGACAUCCAUUGGAUUUCCAAGCUACUUACUCAAGGCACCAACAAUGGAUUUCUAAUCAGUAUGCUGUGACUAAGCCGAGUUAUCCAAUUAGCAAAGAUGAUGGACAAGGCAGCAAUUUAUUCAAUACAAUGUUCUUGCGAAAUCAAGACCAGUUAUCAUCAACACCAAACCAAAUCCAUGCCACGGAUGUAGGUGUGCGAAAUGGCCCAAUUAAACCUAGCCAAUUUCAUGAAGAAAAGAAGUGGCCACCGCGUAAAAUUGUUCCUAGCAACAAUUCUUGGCCAUCCAGAUGGAAUUGUAUAAAUAGCACAAGGAUUUGGCAACUUCCGUCUAAUUUACAAGAUCAUAAGAGCGUUUCCAAUACUUUUGAGCACGAGUUUAGCUCAUCAUUUUGGCUUAAGGAGAAAAAGUCGAAGCACAAGGAAUGGUUGCCUGAUUUGCAAUUGGCCUUGAGCCAAAGUGCUGAAAACAAAGAGGAGAAGACUUGUGGAAAGAGCGUGCCAGAGAUUAACACCAUGCUUUCUCUUUCUUUAUUCCCUUACUCAUCGAGGCAAACAAACACAACCUAGAAACAAAUAGAAACUUCAUAAGUCCAUACUUAUUAAUAGAAGAAGACUAGAUAGAUACAGGAUGAGUACUUAAGAUCUGACCAUGUUCUAUAUAUAGAUAUAGAGUAUAGGAGUGAGAUCUUCAAAGUACUUACCUUAAAUGUCACAACAAUGGUCUCGUGCUUUUUUUUAUUCAUGUAAUGUAAUGUUCUGGAACGAGUUACAGCAUUUGGGUAGAACAAACAUCAAAUUAAAAGAAAAAAACAAAAAACAAAAAACAAAAAAA